AUGACCGUCACGUACACCGCCCGCGUGGCCAACGCGCGCUUCGGCGGCUUCUCGCAGCUGCUGCUACUGUGGCGCGGGAGCAUCUACAAACUGCUGUGGCGCGAGCUGGUCUGUUUCCUCGGGCUCUACAUGGCGCUGAGCGCCACCUAUCGCUUCGUGCUGACCGACGAGCAAAAGCGCUACUUUGAGAAGCUCGUCAUUUACUGCGACCAGUACGCCAGUCUCAUCCCCGUCUCUUUCGUGCUCGGCUUCUACGUGACGCUGGUGUUGCACCGCUGGUGGGACCAGUACCUAUGCAUGCCGCUGCCGGACGCGCUCAUGUGCGUGGUGGCGGGCACCGUGCACGGGCGCGACGAACGCGGCCGCCUCUACCGGCGCACGCUCAUGCGCUAUGCAGGGCUCUCGGCCGUGCUGAUCCUGCGCUCCGUCAGCACCGCGGUCUUCAAACGCUUCCCCACCAUAGACCACGUGGUGGAGGCGGGAUUUAUGACCCGCGAAGAGCGCAAGAAGUUCGAGAACUUGAACUCGCCCUACAACAAGUAUUGGGUCCCCUUCGUCUGGUUUUCCAACCUGGCUGCACAGGCCCGGCGUGAGGGCAGAAUCCGCGACAACAGCGCCCUUAAGCUGCUGCUGGAGGAGCUGACUGCGUUUCGGGGCAAGUGUGGGAUGCUCUUUCACUACGACUGGAUCAGCGUACCCCUCGUCUACACCCAGGUGGUGACUAUCGCAGUGUACAGCUACUUCCUGGCCUGCCUCAUCGGGCGCCAGUUCCUGGACCCUGCGCAGGGCUACAAAGACCACAACCUGGACCUGUGCGUGCCCAUCUUCACCCUGCUGCAGUUCUUCUUCUACGCUGGCUGGCUCAAGGUAGCCGAACAGCUCAUCAACCCCUUCGGAGAGGAUGAUGACGACUUUGAGACCAACUUUCUGAUCGACCGCAACUUCCAGGUGUCGAUGCUGGCCGUGGAUGAGAUGUACGACGACCUGGCCAUGCUAGAGAAAGACCUGUACUGGGAUGCGGCCGAGGCUCGCGCCCCCUACACAGCGGCCACCGCCUUCCUGCUGCAGCAGCCCUCCUUCCAGGGCUCCACCUUCGACAUCACGCUGGCCAAGGAGGACAUGCAGUUCCAGCGGCUGGAUGGCGUGGACGGGCCGCUGGGCGAGGCGCACGGCGACUUCCUGCAGCGCCUCCUGCCGGUGGGCGCGGGCAUGGCCGCAGGGGGCCUGCUGGGCCGGCGCCUGUCCCUGCUGCGCCGCAAGAACAGCUGCGUGUCCGAGGCAUCCACCGCGCCCAGCUGCGCGUGCGCCGGCGCCCCCGAGGGCGCGGCCCCGGAGUGCGGCUGCGGGGACCCGCUGCUCGACUCCGGCCUGCGGGAGCCCGAGGCCGAACCCCCCGCCGGCCCCGAGCCGCCCGCCGCCGAGCCCUUCACCACGGUGCCCAUGCCCGCGCCCCGGGGGCCGGCUCCGCCCUGGCUGCCCAGCCCCAUUGGCGAGGAGGAAGAGAGUCUAGCCUGAGACCCUCGAGCCCGGGAUCCCCAAGGACAGGGACCCAAGCCCCCACACCGCCCGCAGGCAGCUCUCCGCGUCUACGUGAGCCGCG
Messenger RNA from Equus quagga, 1600 nucleotides. RefSeq names its product bestrophin 2 (gene BEST2). The record is from RefSeq and is a predicted model, not a curated record. The coding region runs from base 1 to 1515 and encodes 504 amino acids. The transcript has 9 exons. NCBI's taxonomy places the organism in Eukaryota, Metazoa, Chordata, Mammalia, Perissodactyla, Equidae. Gene Ontology annotation, molecular function: chloride channel activity.